This is a messenger RNA of Staurois parvus, 301 nucleotides long. The record is from the annotation of a GenBank genome assembly. Lineage: Eukaryota; Metazoa; Chordata; Amphibia; Anura; Ranidae.
AUGCCUAAGUACAAUUUUACAACUUUGACAUGUGAUAGUAAAACCGUACAUAUCAUCACAACUACUUUCUACAUCCAACUGAAUUAUACCGCAUUUUUUUCAGGACAAAUUGGGCUUUCAUUUGGUGGUAAACGCGCGCUGUGCGGUACGCUCCCAGCACAAAGGUAGGUACGCAAAUAUGCAGCCCCACGGAAAAAGCCCAGUUCUGUGAGGCCACAUAUUUGUGUGACAUCAGUGUCAAGGAGUUACAUAUGUUUAUUGUCAUUUUGCACAAUGUUUUGUUCUGUUUUGAUGCCAAGGA